Molecule: messenger RNA, 10470 nt
Organism: Girardinichthys multiradiatus
Lineage: Eukaryota; Metazoa; Chordata; Actinopteri; Cyprinodontiformes; Goodeidae
Product: peripheral-type benzodiazepine receptor-associated protein 1
Exons: 32
Coding region: 1033-7206 (2057 amino acids)
Biological process (GO): neuromuscular synaptic transmission
Molecular function (GO): protein binding
Source: RefSeq, a predicted model, not a curated record
AUCAUUCCAGCGUCAUCUCCAUGGAAACGAGCUGGGGCUACUGUGAUGAUUGGGUCCCCUCUCAAAGCCUGCCUUUUUGUGAUAGGAUGAGGCUAGCAGAACUCCCUGCCCCCUCCUCUCAUCUACACUUGGAUUCACUCAUUUUUUCCUUCGUCCUCCCUCCUUACCUUCAUUGCAUCGAAGACAAGAUGGAAUUAAGCAGCCCUGCCGGGUCUCAUUGAAUUCUGAUUAAAAUGCUUUGACAUGGCCGCAUCAGCGACGACAAUCCUGAGGAGUCAUCGUGCUACCCACAUCCCAGCCUCGCUGCAAGAAUGGAGACCGGAAUGGAGACCUGUUAGUUAGACUGUUUUCAUUUGUUUUCAUGUUUUCCAAUGCAAAUCUAGCCUUAUUUGUUUUAUGAUUUGGGCCUGCAUGAGCGGUUUUAAAAUUAUGCACUGUAAAUAAGCGAGCCUGUGUGUGGUCCUCUUAAAUGUCCCUGCUAAACCUCAGAGAUAACAGAAGACCAGCGAGAAGACAUUAACCAACCAUGGUUGUGCCGUAAGCAAGACUCUGUGUCGUCAUAAAUGUUUGAAAUAAUAUGCAAAAGACUGGUACGGUGCCAUGACAAUCAGUUGUUUUUGAAAGGCAAGAUGAGAAAUAUGGAACUGACUGUCACUGCAUAAGAGCAUGAGUGUUGCUUCUGGCUCCUGGUUCAUUUGGAACUGCUUUUAAUCAGGCUUGUCCACUACAUACCUUCAUUAAUACAUUUAUAAGACAAAUUGUUUAGUAUCUGACAACCAUGCCAGUAAAUGUACUUUGCUUGAUUUUAGACACUUUAGCUUUGCUGUGAAAACCGCACUUCUUCUGAACUUUUGCAGAAAAGGACAACAGUGAUUCUUCUCAAUCUGAAGUGAGCAUGUAGUGAAUGGCUUAAAUUUGGCUGUGGACAUCAUUUGGUCACACAGAUUCCCCCUGUCCCUUGUUGCUUGAAUAAAGGGAUGUUUGACCUGUGCACUUGGCCUAAGCAGCCUGAACCUGCACCGACACACGGAGAUGGAGAGCCCCAAAGUCACACAAGCUCUCGGAUGCCAGCCCAUUGAGCAGGAGCAAAGGGAGUCUGGGGAGAAGGAUGAUAAAAAACAUAGGCUUUUGGACAAAGACGUCACAGCUACUGCUCAUUUAAAGGCACCAUUGUUAGGAAAGAGGCACCAUUCUCUUUAUGCAAACCUCCACGGAUUCGAAGUGGAAGGAUUACAGAAGAAUGGGACAGAUUAUGGAUUGCUGGUGCGUCAGAACUCAGAACUCCUGAGAGCUCUCGAUGAGCUGGAGAAGACUUGCAACACACUGAGGGAAGAGAACGGCCUGCUGCGAAAGAGCAGCGCCCCAGAGACUGAGGAGAAGGUCAGGCGGUUGAGGAGAAAGAACACCGAGCUCACUGUUCUUGCUAAGAGACUGGAAGAGAGAGCGCGCAAACUACAAGAGGCCAACCUCAAAGUGGUGAAUCCUUCUUCGCUCUUUAGACCUGGUGCUGUGGAGCAGUACAAAAGAGCUUUUGCCCGCCAACGAGCUCGUGACCUGGCCCAGCAUGCUGAUGCACUGCUAUCUAAGGACAAAGAGAUUGCUGCCCUGCAGCAGGAGUGCAGACACCUCGAGGCACGGCUGGGACCAGCUAAGGAUUUCCCUGUUCAGUCGGCUCGGGUGGAAUAUGAGAAACUCCUCAGAGAGUCUCAGAAAGAGGUGCUGCGGCUUCAGAGGCAGCUGUCCGUCACGUCGUCCAGGCAACAACACGGCCUGAGGCCUGACGCCGAUGUCCCCGAGAAGUGUGAGGAAAACGCCAAAGAGACCAGACAGGAGAAGGUUUUAGGGGAGACCCCAUGUGUGGCAUUAGAUGAGGGUCCAUCCAGGUGUGAGAAGACUCCGGCAGAGGCGGGGGAGUCGUGGCUGCAAGUGACGCCCCCACCGGGCCUUAGCCCCACCUCCUCCCAUCAGGAGGAACCCACAGAGGAGCAACGACUACAGUUUCUGGAACGGGAGCUGAGCAGGAAGAGAAAAGAAUGUGAAAAUCUUGAGCAUGAAGUAAAGAAGCGACAGAAGAGAUGUCUGGAUUUAGAGAGCCAGCUUGAGGAUGAGCGAGGCAAAAAUGAGCAACUAAAGGAGGAGGCAGAACUCCUCAGGAGGAAGGUGCAGCUGCUCGACCAGACUCGGGCUGAAAAUGAGGAGCUAAGGGAAGAUCUCUCUGAAGUGACCGCUCAACACAAUUCAGUUCUCAAAGAGAACCAGAGACUCCGUGCCAAACUGGAGAACCUAGAGCAGGUCCUAAAGCACAUGCGAGAGGUCGCCGAGCGAAGGCAGCAGCUGGAAUUGGAACAUGAGCAGGCACUGGCUAUCCUUAAGUUCAAACAGGAAGAGAUCAAACGGUUACAGCGGGCUCAGUUAUUUGCCAAGAGGGAACAUGAAGGAGUGGUUCAGAUGCUGGAGGAGUUGACUCAGCUCGUGUUGCGGAGGGAGCUGUCAAAGGUACGAGAGCUGGAGGAGAAAUGUCGCAGUCAGAGUGAACAGUUUGGCCUGCUGUCCCAGGAGUUGGAGAAGUUCCGACUGCAGGCCUCCAAAGUGGACCUGGCCAGUUCCACCCUCCUCAACAAUCCCAGCCUCUCAGUUCUGACCAAUGGGGUGGGCCUGACUACUGACCGAGACUGCACUGGUGGCACACUGGAUAUGGUGUCUCUGGGUGAAAUAGCCUUCUGGAGUCUCGAGGGAGGUGACACUCUCUCCUGCCCAGAGGGUAACGAUGUGCUUGAUGUGGCCGCCGCUUUACGCAGGGGGUCCACGCCUCACGCAGCAGGACUCUCAAGGGUGGAGCGCUCGCCUGUCACCAAGCACCGAGAGCUGCCCACCAUCAGCGUCAGCAAGUCAGGCUCUUCUUCCAAGUCAGAAACCACGCACCUCACCCCCAAAUCUGACACCCACCUCAGUCCGCACAAAUCGAGCCCAACAUAUGAGGUGGACACUGCCAGUGAAGUUGAGGAGUUGGACAUAGAUGUGGCCCCGGCACCAUUCACAGCCAGCAGGGGAGCAGCAAAGCUUCAGGUUUUCAUUGCCAGAUACAGUUAUAAUCCUUAUGAUGGCCCGAAUGACAACCCUGAGGUGGAGCUACCGCUGACUGCUGGGGAAUACAUCUAUGUUUAUGGAGACAUGGAUGAUGAUGGUUUCUAUGAAGGUGAGCUGAUGGAUGGGCGGAGAGGGCUGGUCCCCUCCAACUUUGUGGAACGUGUGUCAGACGACGAUGUAAUGAGCACUCAGCACCCAGAGACUGGGGACGUGUCCCACAACUCCCUGCUAGACAGCAGCCUGCACAGUGCCAGCCACCAGCAUCACCUCCGCGUGGGCGUCAGCGCCUCAGAAAGGACAGAGGCCUUGGCUGCCCCUGGCCCCGCCUCAGCCCUCUCAGAUUCAGCAUCGGCCUUGUCUGUCCCAGCCCCCCUCACCAACGGCCUGGACUUGGAUUUGGAGGAGGUGGGAGUGGACGUUGUGCCUUACCCACGUAAACUUUCCCUCAUCAAGCAGCUUGCCAAGAGCAUCAUCAUUGGCUGGGACCCUCCGUUGGUGCCGGCAGGGUGGGGAAACGUGUGGAGCUACAAUGUGUAUGUAGACCAGGAGCUGCGGCUGAACGUGCCCUUUGGUGCCCAGACCAAAGCGGUGCUGGAGCGGCUGGACAUAAACCUCAAAGCCUAUCGAGUGUCGGUCCAAAGCCUGACAGAGAAAGGCCUCUCAGACCAGCUCCGCUGCAGCAUGCUGGUCGGCCGGGAUGUUUGUGUGGCGCCGACACAGCUGCGUGUGGACAGAAUUACCGCCACGUCUGCCAACCUGACCUGGCUGCCCAGCAACAGUAACUAUGUGCACAUUGUGUCCUUGAACGAUGAGGAGUGUGAGCUGGUGAAGGCUGGCUGCUACUCGCUGUGCCUCAAUAACCUCUUGCCCAGCCUGCAGUACACAGUCAAAGUGGAGGCACGGCCACACCGAACGCCAUGGGAGUUACCUGUGGAGCGACGGGAACACAGGAGCACCACGAUCACCUUCAGCACACUAAUGGCAGGCCCCCCUGACGCCCCACUGGACGUACAGCUGGAGCCUGGCCCCUCUCCAGGGAUUGCUCUUAUCAGCUGGCUGCCAGUCACUAUAGAUGCUGCUGGGACCUCUAACGGAAUCCGUGUCACUGGAUACACUAUAUAUGCUGACAAGAAGAAGGUCUUGGAGGUGGCUUCCCCUACAGCUGGAAGUGCUCUGCUGGGCCCCUCUCAAAUCCAGUCCCUCCAGGCAGCCCAGGAGCUCACUGUCCGCACCAUGUCUGGUCACGGGGAGUCCUGUGACUCUUUUCCAGUAAAUGUGCCCUCCAAGCUACCUGCUGUCAUGGCAGGCCUGACUCCAGCCACCCCAGUUGUGCCACACCUCCCCGGCACCUCUGUAGCUCCCAGCACCUUGCCCCCACCACCAUUCUAUGGAAACUCUGCUGCCAAAGUCUCUGUACUGGCCAACAUUUUGCCAUCAGGCACAUACAGGCCUGGCCCUGCAGUGGAGGCUGCUGCCAACCUGCCUCAUGCUCUCCACUCACAAGAUCUUUUGUCAUCUGCUUCCUAUGUGAAAGCCUGGGCCGACCCCUCUUCUGCUGCUGCCUUGACUGUUUAUGAGGCCACAUUACCAGUGGCCUCCCCAAUUCCUCCAGUGGUCAAUGUGGCCUCCCCCAUCAACACAGCACCUCAGCCAUUUCCAGCAGCAGGAACACCUCCCCCACCUGCACAAGUGGAAAUUGUGGCACCAGCGGCAGUGUUGGAUCUACGCAGAGACACUGAGAGCCCUGGAACAAUACGUCCUUUCCCAUCCAUCACAGAGUUCAUCGAAGACCCCUGUGGCAAUCUUGGGACCCCUGAGCGCAUCCCAAGUCCACCCAAAGCCCCGAUUAUUGACCUCCGGAACCCGCGGAGCACUAAUGUCCUGCGACCACCCAGCAGUUCACCACUGGAGUCGGAGGUAGAGGAGGAACCAGAGAACACUCGUCUGGUGUCCAUUGAGGAGUUCUUGAGACAAGACCAAGAGCCUACUUGCAGUAGGCAGCCGAGCUAUGGCAGAGGGCUGGUGGAGCCUCACAGCGACUACCACGCGGACAACAGCCGCUCGGAUCUGUCAGAUAUCCUGGAGGAAGAGGAGGAGGAACUUAAUUCUGACCACCUUGGAGAAGCACAGGCCAGGGGGUACACAGUUGGAGCCAACAGGUCAUGCAGACUAGAGACACCAGAUAGUGAUGAGGAUGUUCUUGAGAGGAUCCUUAAGUUGCCUCCUCAGGCCCCACAGCCCAAGCAGCUGUUCAGCAUUGCUGAGGUGACAGAGGAGGAAGACAGCAGUCAGGAAGAGCGUUUUCUCCAUCACAGCAAGUCUCGGCCAGGGCCGAUUCAUCCCAGAGACUCUAAGCAUAUCCAUCAUGCUCCCCUGCAUCACCCUCAUCCUCCCAACCCAUACCCACACAUCCCCUCUCAGCAUCACCACUUCAACAGGGAUCCCAGAUCCCUAACCAAAGAGCCUUCUGUCAGACAAGAACCCCUGCAGGCUAGGCCGAAGGCGCAUCACAGGGUGCACUAUGCUGAUACUGUGGAUAAUAAAAAUUAUUCAGAAGAUGAAAACACAAGUUUUCAUGAGAGUUCCACUAGCAGGCGAGUCUCUGCCUGCUGUCCACCCAAACGUACCCCCACUAUCAAAGAAAGAGCGCUGCUCAAAGGGCUAGGGGACCGCCUUAGAAGGGAGGCCAUGCUCAGGAGUCAGAUGGCUCUCGCCGCUGUGGAAAGCCCCGACCAUGGCCCUACCCCGCCAAGACCCUACCCAGUCAGCAAGACGGUACGGACUCUGAAGUCACCAGUUGGUCGUAGGAUGGAGAUCGACGUGGAGUACGGCACAGACAACGAAGAACCUGUUGACUACAGCCAUGGGGAGGUGGUGAUGGAGCAGAUGAGCUCUGAGUGGUGGGUUGAGGGGGCUCAAGGGGACCACUGCAAACCUCCUCACUGCAGAGGGCUCAAGGCUGAAUCCGUGGAGCCUAGUCAAAUCCCUCCAGCUUUGACGGGCCCAUCAAGGGGUGGCCAGGCAGAGCUUUCUUCCAAACCAAUGAGCUCCCAUACCAGGCAGCACAAAGAUGAUUCUCCAAAGAUUAAAGGAGAUGGUGGCGUACGCAUCUUUGUGGCCCUUUUUCCAUAUGACCCCAUCACUAUGUCUCCCAAUCCUGAUGCUGCUGAGGAGGAGCUGCCAUUUAGUGAAGGACAGAUCAUCAAAGUUUACGGAGACAAAGACCCCGACGGAUUCUACCGGGGGGAGUCAGGUGGCCGUCUGGGCUACGUUCCGUGUAACAUGGUGUCUGAGAUCCAGGUGGAGGAUGAGGAGACCCAGCAGCAGCUACUGCAGCAGGGCUUCUUGUCCACAGCUACCUCUAUGGAGAAGAUUGGCACUCGCACAUAUGCCCUGCUUCCGCGUCGCCCUGUUCCACCGCCGAAACCGAGACGAUCCAAAAAAGUGGAGUCUGCAGCACUCUGGGAGGAGAACAUAGACUCCUCUAGUCAAGAUCCCAGCCAAAGUGCUGCUCCUGCAGCUGUAGGGAAACCAGCCUCAGGGGCUCGAAGGAUGAUCGCCGUCUUCGACUAUGAUCCACGAGAGAGCUCCCCGAACACUGAUAUAGAGGCUGAGCUGACUUUCAGUGCAGGAGACAUCAUACACGUGUUUGGUGACAUGGAUGAAGAUGGUUUCUUUUACGGAGAGUUGAAUGGGCACAGAGGCUUGGUACCCUCCAACUUCCUGCAAGCCCUCCCAGAUGAACCUCCUCCAGAAUCACUCAGUUCUGGUGCGCAGUCGGCACCAGAACCCAGGAAAGAAUCACAGAAUACUUGCACGCCCUCUUUAGAGCCACAAGAUUUGGGCCCCUCAGCUCUAGACGAAGCUUUGCACCCCCCAGCUGAUCCGUUUAACCCAAACAGGGCAGAGCAUACAGACUUGCAACCCCAGCUGGAAGUCACAGCGAGUCCGGCCUCCAGCCUGGCCCCUGCUCCGCAUCCCGCUGCAUUGGAGGUGUCCUGCUCUCCUUCAGACAGCCCAGCACCAACAGAGUCCGCUGUGCAGCCCAAGAAGAAGAAAGGCUUUUUCUCCAAAGGCAAGAAACUGUUCAAAAAGCUGGGAUCCAGCAAAAAAGAAUAAGACUCUGGAAACUCAUUUCAAAUUUAAAGCACUUUCUCUGUCUGUACUGUUAGUCUCAUUCGGUAAUUAAUGUUGUUUGCAACUAGCUGAUGCUUUGACUGUCAGUAAUUAUACAUUUGCCUUAGACCAGCUGGUAAACAACGAGGACUUGGAAACACAGCAUGUACCAGUGCAUGUUCACAAAUAUUUCUUCUAAAUUCUUCUGCUUUAUUAACUUGUCAGACAGUUAAGAGACAAAGCAAUAAUAUACCAACAUGUAAGAAUUAUUUUGACCUAUUUAAAGCUGAGCAGUUUUGAUUAGGAGAGCAGGUGUCACCCAGACUCAGACAGCUUUAAUGCUCAUCUGCUUUUGCCACCUUAUUUAUUUAAAGCCAACAGACAGAAGCAGUGUGUUGUUCUUCUUCUGUGUGGCUGUUAAGAAUGCACUAUCCAUCCUGACGAGAUGUAGUUAUAUUAUGUCUGUUCUCCCCAUGUAUUACUUUGUAUAAAAUCAUAUUUAUUUGUAUCUGUUAGCACUGGGCAAGCAGUAGCAUCAGAGCCAGGAGGUAACCAGUUAGCUUAGAGCUGUUACAGAAAGCGAGGCUCCCUGAUGCUAAUUUGGUGGUCCUGAUUGUUCAGCGUGAAUGAAUGUGAGAGCAUGUUAUGUUUAAUUUAUGUUUGUUUUCCUAAAACCACUGUGUUGGUAGCCAGCCCAGCAAUUAUUGGGUCCAGCAGCUUUGUGGGGUCAAACAUCCUCCAGCAGCCUCUAGUGUGUGUACAUAUUAGUGGGCACCCCAGUUUAAGAUGUGUAAAACGUUUUAAAAUACAUUCAGCUUUUAUUGCAGCAGCAUAUUCUCACACUAACAAAUGUAAAAUCCAACUUUUAAUUUGACUACUUUUAUUACACUGAAAUCUCAUUUGAAGAAUUAAUUGUAACAAAAUCCCCCAGUUUAUAAUUGUUGGUACCCCUGCCUUUAUUACUUUAUGUAACCCCUCUUUUGCUAAAAGGACAACAGUUAGUCUGCUCUAUAACAUUACACAAUGUGGGAACAUGCAGAGAGAUGGAUGUUCGACCAUUAUCCCCAUAAAUUAUCCAAAGUCCUGGCUCCUCUUUUCUUUUCUCUUCAGCUCACCCUACAUGUUUUCUUUAGGAUUUAGGUCUGGGGGCUGCAGUGGCCAUGGAAGGUCUGAUUUGUGCCUGGUGAACCAUUUCUCGUUUGGCCUUAUGUUGUCACCUGAUUUUUUAUGUAUAAUCUUCUGGCAUUUCAAUGAGUUCAUGGUGCCAUUCACACUAACAAAGAACCCAGGGUUUUUGCAAGAGAAACAGGCCCACAGCAUCAGAAAUCCUUCACCAAACCUAAAAGGCAGACAUGAGAUCACUUUCCACAGCAGAGUUUAGCAAACUGUUUAUGCGUUUGUGAGGGCAGGACAAAAAAAGCUUUUUCUGGCAGCUAUCCCAAACAAUCAGUUCAUAUGUUCAUAUGUACCUACAAUGAUAGGUGAUUUUUUUUUUUUUUUAAACGUCACUGUGAGGUCAUGUUACUGCAAUAAAAGAUACAUCUAGUUUUACUUCUUUUACACAUCAACUUUUUCAAGGAGGUAUUUGUUUUGUGUCUAUAGAAUUCUUAAUUCUUCUCCAAAUAGCAAAGGAAAGAGAGCGAUUUGAGCGACAGUGAGCAGUCUGUCAGUCGUUGGAGAUUCAUUCUGAUUUGAAUGUAGGAUGUUUUUUAUGUUAGCUUAAAGGAACAUCACUUCCUGGAUCUGCAUUCAAGCAGAGCGUUUGCACUAAAGGCUUGUGGCAUUGCUGUACUUUCAUAGACUCUGCAAUAAGUUUUAACCUUAUCUUCUCUUUCACCUCCAUAUUAGGACUAUAAUGAAGUUCAGCUUGCAGUGUUACAGCAUAAAUGUUAAUUAUUAGCAUAUGCAGUGUAGUUAGUAUUUCUGUCAAUUCAUUUGCACCAGAACACCAGAGAGUAGUUUAGCAAUGCUGACUAGUUAGACUUUAGCAAUACAUAAUGCUGUGUGUUAUUUAUGUAGUGCUUAUUACCGCUUUAUUAAAAUUACAGCUCUAGUAUACGUGCUCAGUUUGGGUACAGAUGUGUGGAGCAGGCCUUUUUCACCUGUGACACUCAUUCUGAUUUUCUUCUCUCCGUCUCUGCAAAAGGGCUGUUAGGCAGUUCCUCAGGUUUUCAUUGGUAGGUUCUUUUCAGUGCUCGGGCACCUGUUAAUUCUGGCUGUCAUAAAUCUGCAGAAUAUGCCAAAAUGUUCGGUGCUUUGCUUUUUACCACAGCUAUGAGACACGUAACAUUCCCAGCAGCAUGAGGGAGAUCCACCAGACUGGUUUUAGUUUGGGUUUUUUUUCUUAUGUUGUUUGCAGAUAUUUUAUUUUUUUCUUUGUGAAUCUUUCAAUUAAUUACGGUUGUAUAAAGGGAGCACGAUGAUGCCAAGAAUAAAACAGAGGGUGGUUUGUCAAAGACACUUUAGAUGUUGAAUAGCCGGGAUAGAUGCAAGCCAGAGGCAGUACUGUAUGCUUUCUUUCAUGUGUUUGUCUUCUUUGUGUUUUAACAAGGGGUGGACGCUACAAAGUUGCCGAAAUGUACAGCAGAUAGUUGUAAUGUAUUAGACGGCCUUUAAUGCACCAGUCUAUCUGCUGCGUAGCAACAGAGGCUCCUCUGCUGACUGGAUCGGGCUGAGACCCAUUUAGAUAGUGUUUUAGCUCAGAUGAUCAUAUCUAGCCUUACACGAAGACCUUGUUUAGUCUUAAUAAGUUGUUUACAGGAUGUUUGCAUGCAUAUUCAACCCAUGGUUGGCCUUAUUCAUGUUGCUGUCAUGUUUCAAUUGUCUUGGCAGACUUUUCUACAGUAUUAAAGCUGCAGCCUGUGGAUGCAGUGGGAAAGAAGCUGCAGGAGCUGUGUACAUUUACUGUAAUUAACAGUUGGGACAUAUGUUACAUUUUCAUUAUUUUCAUACAUUGCAGAAAAUCAUUCUGUGUCUUUCCUUAUCUACAUUCAUUGUUUGAAACCACUGUAAGAUGAACCUUUUUAUAUAUUAUUAUUCUUUUUAUUACCCUUUCUGAAAGCUCAUCUGUAUAUAUUUUGACAAUAUUGUUUUUCAGAUUUUAUUUUGCUCUUUUUUUGUUUUUUGCAUGUCCAACCAGUGUUGUUGGAGGACUAUUAAUUGAAGCUGUAGUACACACAGGACUUCUUGACUUGAAAAUGUGGUGAAUUCUAUCAAUAUGGAUCUUUUUUUACUGAAAUAAAAUAUGUAUAUUUUCACAGAAAAAAA